This is a messenger RNA of Theileria parva strain Muguga, 1030 nucleotides long. RefSeq names its product Mago binding family protein. The coding region runs from base 418 to 972 and encodes 184 amino acids. Gene Ontology annotation, cellular component: exon-exon junction complex; cytoplasm. The record is from RefSeq and is a predicted model, not a curated record. Gene Ontology annotation, molecular function: RNA binding. The transcript has 2 exons. Gene Ontology annotation, biological process: exon-exon junction complex disassembly. NCBI's taxonomy places the organism in Eukaryota, Apicomplexa, Aconoidasida, Piroplasmida, Theileriidae.
AUCCAGAUUUAUUCUUAAAUUUUAAAAAUUUAUUUUUGACAUCAUGUAAUGUGUUUAUUAAAAAUCUUCCUGGCUAUUCUUUCACUUUAAAUUGACUGAAAAUACUAUUUAUUGUAUAUAAUUUAUAAUUAGUGAAAAAUUAUUUCAAAUGUUUUGAUUAAUAAGCUUCUAUUAUAUAAUUGCUAGACAAUCACUCGAAUUAAGAGAUUUAAUUGGUUCAAUACCUUAUGUUUAACCUUUUACCCUAUUCAAUGUUAUUAUUGUUGUAAAAUUAACGUAGAAUACAAACAAUGUGUCAAUUAUUUACUUGUUAUAUACAAUAUCAUUACAUCAAUGGGGAAAUUACUAUAGAUUUUAUUCGUAAUACUUUUGCUUGUAAAUUAUCAUAAUUCACAAAAGAUGUAUAUUAUUCUGUAAAUGGAUGAUGAUGAACUUAUCCAAACCCUUGAGUCGCUUAACCUUAGACCUACCAAAGUUGAAAAAGGAAGAUUUGGUGAAUCUUAUUUCACAGACGAAUCAACUGGAGGGAAAUAUAUAAUCCCAUCCAAAAGACCAGAUGGAACUUAUAGAAAGGAGAUUAAGAUAAGGCCUGGCUACGUUCCACCGGAGGAACGUCAGCUUUAUGUUCCAUUACACAGAAGAACCCAAACCAAUCAGGACUGUACACCUCCCAAUAAUUCAAAUUUUAAUGAAUCGAACAAUAAAUUGAGUAAUAAAGAAGAGUUAAAUAAAACUGAACCUAAGAAGGAACACAAAACUUCAAGUCUAGGAUCUAAACAAACUGUUACAUCUGGAUUAAAAAAUAACUCAAAACCGCCAAAACAGUCAAAAUAUAAUAGUCGCAACAGAAAACCUCCCCCUAAUAAUAAUUCAAACCCUAAAGAUGAUAAAACAACUUCUGAACCAAAUAAAAAUGGUGAAAAUAAGAAUAAGGUUACCAAUUCUGGUAAGAAAAUUAUAAAUAAUGGGUAAUAUCAGGAUUUUAAUCUUCAUCCAAAUCAUAAAUUUAACAGUAAUAUGUACCCGAUCU